CGAACCGCUGACGGAACAAUGAUGCUGGUCAAUGGCCCGCUUCACCGCCCGACUGUCUCCACCGCCUGCUGCAGAAAGGCAAGAGUCUGCGUUGCCUAGCAACAGCCUGCACCUAAACAUUCGGCGCUGCCAAACCCGUUGCAUACCUACUUCUUUAAAUCUACAACGCAACCACAUGUUCCCACCCAACAUCGCUCCAUACUAACCCCAGCAGGUCUCAGUCACACAGUCUCGACUCAUAAAUGCCAUAGGCUACUAUACCUCGCUCUCUCGCCACUUAUUCCCGACUUUCACCUUCUACUUCAUCUCCUUGUCUGCGGUCUUUCCUCCCAGCAGCCACAAUGGCAAUUGCGUUAGCGGAGGCAGACAAGUAUGAGGUGCUUGAAAAGAUUGGCUGCGGUUCCUUCGGGAUCAUCCGCAAAGUUCGACGAAAGGCAGACGGUUUUAUACUAUGCCGCAAGGAGAUCAACUACAUCAAAAUGUCGCAGAAGGAGCGAGAACAGCUGACGGCCGAAUUCAAUAUCCUAAGCUCUCUGCGACACCCGAACAUCGUCGCCUACUACCAUCGCGAACACCUCAAAGCGAGCCAAGAUCUCUACCUUUACAUGGAAUACUGUGGUGGUGGAGAUCUCAGCAUGAUCAUCAAGAACCUAAAAAAGACGAAUAAAUUCGCCGAGGAAGAAUUCGUCUGGCGCAUUCUAUCUCAAUUGGCGACGGCCUUGUACCGCUGCCAUUACGGUUCAGAUCCCGUCGAAGCUGGAACUAUUCUGGGCCCUGCCCCUAAGCAGUCUGGUUUGAAGGGAAAGCAGGCUCAGAUGACUAUCCUUCAUCGCGAUCUCAAACCAGAGAACAUCUUCCUUGGUAGCGACAAUACCGUCAAACUCGGUGACUUCGGUCUGUCGAAGUUGAUGAACUCCCAGGAUUUCGCCUCUACCUACGUCGGGACCCCAUUCUACAUGUCGCCCGAGAUCUGCGCAGCAGAGCCUUACACGUUGCGGUCUGAUAUUUGGGCUGUUGGCUGCAUUAUGUAUGAGCUUUGCCAAAAAGAGCCUCCCUUUAACGCCAGAACCCACAUCCAGCUCAUCCAGAGGAUACGAGAAGGCAAAUUUGCUCCUUUGCCUGACUUCUACUCACCCGAGUUGAAGAAUGUCAUUGCGAGCUGUUUGCGCGUCAACCCCGAUCAUCGCCCCGAUACUGCCGCUCUGAUCAACCUUCCUAUUAUCCGCCUGAUGCGUAGGGAGAAGGAAGUCGCGGAUCUCGAAAAGACCCUACGGAGGCGCGAAGAGGCCGCUGUUCAGAAGGCCAGAGACGUGGAACAAGCAUACACCAAACUGGACAGAGAGAAGCAGCAGAUCAAGGCUGAAUUGGAGAAUACCGUCCGACGAGAAUGGGAAGUCAAGGCCCGCCUGGAGAUCGACCGUCAAGUACAGAAUGAACUCGAAAAACUUCGGAAGAGAUUCGAUUUCGAAGUUCAGGAAAGGGUUGCGCUGGAGGUUGAGAAGCAAAAGAAGAGCGCUGCUCUCAAAGAGGAUACCAUUUCCCGAUCGAACAGCCAACAAUCCCAAUCAUCCAACAGCAACGACGAUACGAGUAAUCCUUCGAGCACGGAUAUCAGUCAGCUGUUGCUGGAAUCUCCGGCCCCCAGCAAGGCCCCACGCAAGGAGACGCGCACUCCCCUGACCCGUUCAAAAACUGUGGUCGAGUCACCAAUGGAUGUUCAAAUGGCCGAGCCCUCGCCCAUCUCUAUCGCAUCGCUUUCCUUGUCUCCCCGCCGCACGUCUGGAACCUCUUCCGGUAAGAACAUUUUCGCUGAAGCCGAGAGACAGCGAGCGAAGUGGGAACCCACUCUGGCUUACUCCGAUGACGAAGACGACAUCCCUGAUCUACCUUCUCCCACUCGUCCCAAGGUUAAGCCAGAUCCGUUCAAAGCCCCUUCACGCCCGCUUCUGCGACAGAACACAGCUGCUUUCAUGCAGAAGUUGAGCACCCAACCGCCCAUCUUCCCGACCAACGCUUCCCGACUACCACAGGUGUCCGGUGGUCUCUCCGACAUGCUUCCCAGAGAAAGCAAGCCCCGGUCGCCACAUCGGCGUUUGUCGAAAAUCCCGUCUUCUGCCAACCUGGCUGCUGAUGCUGGCUCACCGACUCGCAAGACUGCCGUUAAGCAGCUGCCAUCCAAAACCAACAGCGGCGGUGAGGACAUGUACAAGGCCGUGAUGCAGCGGAAUAUGGGCGGGAGGACGUUAGUUGAACUGGCGCAGGCGCGCGCAGGUGGCCGUCCCGUUGAUGAAAUCAAGCGGUGUGCCAGUGACUCCCGCGGUCUGAAGUCAAGCGCGCGAGACCCUCCGGCUGUGUGGGAUCCCGAAAAAGACGAGAUGCCCAGCCCCUUUCUGGUUCGCGGAAGAAAGAUCAUUCGCAAUCUGAGGUAGCUACCCUCUCACGAGGCGAGUGGCAUGCCAUCGACGUUACCCAUACAUCACCGACUCUCAGCUUUCAUGUCUUUCGGUUUCGCCGGUUGAUCCGCAAAACCUUACGACAGACACACUUUUUGGGUAUCUACUAUUGGCGUCUGAUAUCGUCAAUAUACCAUCUAAUAAUUCAAGACAU
This is a messenger RNA of Aspergillus homomorphus CBS 101889, 2607 nucleotides long. It is a transcript of the gene nimA, whose product is annotated as serine/threonine protein kinase nimA. Gene Ontology annotation, biological process: chromosome segregation; protein phosphorylation. Gene Ontology annotation, molecular function: protein kinase activity; ATP binding. Gene Ontology annotation, cellular component: nucleus; centrosome; cytoplasm. Bases 342 to 2429 code for a protein of 695 amino acids. The record is from RefSeq and is a predicted model, not a curated record. The transcript has 3 exons. Lineage: Eukaryota; Fungi; Ascomycota; Eurotiomycetes; Eurotiales; Aspergillaceae.